AUGGAACAAUCAAUACUAAAGGAAUGUGAACAUCUCAGGAAAGAAAAUGAAAAUACUAUAACCAAAAAUGAGGAUUUCCUGAAAACUAUCAAGUCUGAACUAAAUGACAUUGCUGAAUGUUUAAAUUCACAGUCAAAGAAAAUCACUGACCUGUUUGUUGUAGCAAAGCAAACAGAAACUCGCCUGAGUCAUUUAGAGCAUGACAUGAAACAAAAUGUAAAUACAGCAUUUACUGAGUAUAAGUUUGUACGUAACAGUGAACUGAACGCAAUAGUUUCUGGAAGCUGCCCUCUGGGAAAGCUGUCUUCAAAAAUAGUUUUUUACAAUCCUUCAAAGGAAUGCAGCAUUGCUGAAUUUAAACCAAUAUUCGAUAGUGAAACUAUUGUUCAUUCAAAUGCCCUUAUUUCAAACAUGCUUCUUUUAUCACCAGAUGCACUUUUAUGCGUAGAUAAUGCAAACAGUUCCGUUAAAGUGGUAGACAUAACACACAACUGUAUUUCAUCACAAAUUCUCUUGAAAUCUAGUCCGUGGGAUAUAACGUUCGUAGCCACCAACGAGAUUGCAGUAACAUUACCUGAUAUUAAGAAGGUUUGUUUCCUCUUUAUUACAGACAAGAGAUUGAUACGAAUCAGAGAAAUAAAUGUCAACGGAGAAUGUAGAGGGAUAGCUCACUACCAGAAUACAUUAGUGGUAUCUUUUGUCGAACCACCAAAACUUCAAAUAUUUACACUGGAGGGAGUGGUUGUCCGAAAUAUUAGAGCUGCUACUUUAGGUUGGCCUGGUUUUGUAGAAGUUAACGUGUGUGGGAGUAGUUUCUUUGUAUCAGAUUAUAGAUGGUCUUCGUUGAUGAAAUUUUCGUUUGAUGGGAAAUUACUUGCCACUUAUCAGGACGAACGUUUUCAUUUUCCGAGGUCAUUUACCGUUUGUGAGGAUGGUUCAGUUCUUGCUUGUAGCAGUGAAAAUAAUACCUUACAUCUAGUUUCGCAAGAUUGCAGAAAAAUUAAAAUCUUGUCGAUUGAGAAAGAUAGGCUUGAUAGUUUGCAGUCUGUCUGUUUUAAUGAAGCAACUUCCACGUUGUAUCUAAGUAAUUAUUAUGGAAACUCCAUCCUGGUAUACAAGCAGGCGUGA
Messenger RNA from Ruditapes philippinarum (Manila clam), 1128 nucleotides. RefSeq lists its product as uncharacterized. The transcript has a single exon. NCBI's taxonomy places the organism in Eukaryota, Metazoa, Mollusca, Bivalvia, Venerida, Veneridae. The record is from RefSeq and is a predicted model, not a curated record. The coding region runs from base 1 to 1128 and encodes 375 amino acids.